UCACUUAAACUGACUGGAGUUCCACCUGUUGCCUUGUUAGCUCUUGGUUCCUGAUUCCAUAAUUUGGGAUCGCCGAUGGAGCCAAGGGAACUCGCUCGAACGACUCGGCCGAAGGGAGUCGAGGCCGAGUUCUAUCCCGGCGCGAGCUUGGUCAGCCGGAGUAGCCUGGCAGAGGUUCCGGGGAAUAUGAUGCCCAACCCGGGGAAGGAACUCCCGGUUUCCAGGGAUCAGCUGGAUCACGAGGAGGACGAAGACCUCGGCUUGGGCAAGGACAUGGACGCCAGUUCCAACGCUGACAGCGAGAAGUGGUCGCAGGGAGAUGGAUUGGAAGAACAGGAGUUCUCCAUCAAGGAGGCUAGUUUCUCUGAAGGGAGCCUUAAGCUGAAGAUUCAGACCACCAAGAGGGCAAAGAAACCUCCCAAGAGCUUAGAGAACUACAUCUGCCCACCAGAGAUCCGCAUCACCAUCAAACCACCGACAGACCAGAAGACAACCAAACAUGGCAAGAGCAACAAGACAGGGAAGGAUGAGGACAAGGGACCCCCAAGGAAGAGGACUUACGAGAGGACUUUUAAACUUGUGGAUCAGAACGACAAUAAUACAAUGGAUAUUCUAGGGGACAACAUUAAACCAAAGCAUGACAUGAAAAGCAGUGAUAUUCACCAACUGGACUGGACAAAGCCAACAGCAGUGGAGCUGCUAUCCCAUCAGGAACAUAGGACGGAUUCUGAAUCAAAAAGAGAAUCAGCCUGCACUAACAAGAGCCUUCUCUCAGACCCCACUAUCCCCUUCUUAAAGACACAGGUCAAAAAGGUUUCAGAGGGUUCAUCUACAGGCCAUAUUGGCUCUGGAAUACCUGGCCAAGGCCCAGCAUCCCAAGCAUCUUCUGCAGAAGAUACAACAUUGAGUCCCCCAGCGGACACUAGUCUGUUGAUGCUUAGCUCUUUUAGUAAGGAUCGAGGAUCGCAGGAAGUCACUGAUCAAGUGUUUGGGAACAGCAAGCGGAAGUAUGUCAGGAGAGAUUCGAUGAGAGCCCUGGGUAACCACAGUUCAGAGCUGCACUGGUUAAAAAAGACUGACAGAGAUUCCGAUCCAUUAGCGAUGGACAACACAAAAGAGAAACAGUCACAUGGACCAGAGAUAUGUGAACCUCAUAGGGAGGAGUCUGAAGAUAAUUCUAAAAAGCCAGAGGGUGAAAACAAAGUGAUGCCGAUAUGUGUUCACCUCCAAACAGAUGAAUCGAAAGGUAGAAAACGAAGGAAUCGACGAUUAACUGAGGAUCAUGUUGCUCUGGAGGAAGAGCAAGUGACACGGUCAGUUGAAUCAAGUGACAAAGCAGAUCAAAGCUCUGGAAAACCCAAAGUGGCAAACAAAGUAGAUGUGAUUAAAGCGAAGCAGUUCGGAGUGAGUCAGGUGGAUAUGGAAGAUGGAAUUGCAGUAAAAGCAAAUAAUCUGGAAAUGGGUCAGAACAGGCACAGGAAAAAUCCAGUUGGAAGGCCAAGAUCAGUGGCUUAUCCGGGUAAACAAGCAGAUGAAAAACAACCAAAGGUCAAGGACAGAUGGUCAUAUCUGAAGGCGAAGAGCUCAGCUCCUCACCAAGAUAUUAAUCCGAUCCUAUCCAUCGAGGAACCUCCAUCAGCCUUUCCUAUUACACCAGCAAGCCCACUGUAUACCAACACUAACAGUCUGACAGUUAUAACCCCUGUGAAGAAGAAACGUGGGCGGCCAAAAAAGCAACCAUUGCUCACUGUGGAGACUAUUCAUGAAGGAACUGCCACAAGCCCUGUAAGCCCUAUUGCCCAGGACCCUUCAGCAACUUCAAAGAGAAGAAGAAAGAAACACAAUUUGUCAAAACUAGUACAGCUGGCCUUAAAUAAAUCCUCUUCUGCACACCAGAUGAAACUUACAAAGACAGGUCAUGUUGGUGUUCUUAAAAAGAGGACGGUUAAGAAAAUGAAGCUGGUUAAGAUGCAGAGCAUUUUGAAUGAACUUUUGUCCAGUUCAAGCAAUGGCAAUCUUGCCCUGAAAUCUAAUGCUCCUGUUUCAAAUGCCAUGUCAGCUAUGGCAUCGACAAUCGAGGCCCGUCUAGGCAAGCAAAUCAACGUCAGCAAACGAGGGACUAUUUACAUAGGCAAAAAACGGGGAAGGAAACCCAGAGUCGACACACAGACCCAACAUGAUGAGCACAAAGCUAGUGAUAAGCACUCAUUGCCAGUUUCUAGUCCAUUGGAGAACCUUGUAGUGCCUUCUAAUCCAUCGUCCACUACCGGAAUGCCUUCUCCCAGGGUCAUGCCUCCUCUCUCUGCGCAAUCUUUAGGAGCCUGUGGGAUGCCACACCCUCCCUCUACAGACACCAGCCAGCAUGACCUGAAGACCAUGCCAAAUCUACAGCCUAUCAGUGCGCUGCCCACAAAAACACCCAAGAGCUUGCUCAGCAGCAAUUGGAAGCUUUCUCCCCCAAGACUCAUGGCGAACUCACCGUCUCACCUCUCUGAAGUGGCCUCUAUCAAAGAAGUCACUCUUUCUCCAGUCAGCGAGUCACACAGUGAAGAGACAAUCCCCAGUGAUAGUGGAAUUGGCACUGACAACAACAGCACAUCAGAUCAAGCUGAGAAAGGCCCAGCUUCUCGCAGGAGGUACUCUUUUGACCUUUGCAGUUUUGAGGCGGCUGAAGCUGCUGCUCUAGAAGCUACCAGCAAAGCAGCAAGAGGGCAUUACCAGAAGCGUGCCACAGCAGUAGCUGUGGAAAAUUUCCUUGCUCAAGAAAGCCUUAAGAGACAGAAACACCGCAGAAAGCGCAAGAACCUACAGAGCAGAGAUGAUCUUCAGUUUCUGGCUGACCUUGAGGAGCUCAUUAGCAAGUUCCAGGUCUUCCGAAUCUCCCACCGCAGCUACAGUUUCUACCGUGAGAAUUCGUAUCCCAGCAUCUUCCGUCUCAACUUCGACCACUACUACCCUAUGCCAUUCUUUCCCUACGACCCUGUGCACUAUCUUCGCAGGAGUUCCGAAAAGUCGAAGAGAAGGCGGGGCAGGCCGGCCAAAUCAAAUGAGACAAUGACAAAGAUGCCUUUCAUUCAAGGGUAUGGUUACCCGGUGCCCAGUGGCAAUUACUAUGCACCCUACGCAAUGCCUUAUACAUCCAUGCCUCUUGCCACUAGUAUGAUGAAUAUGGGCUAUUAUGGUCAAUACCCUCCUCAUUUGUACUUAUCUCAUUCCCUCGGGCCUUCAGGGUCCUCUCUCAUGAGACCACCUGUUCCGCCACCAAAGUUCCAUUCUGGUGGGCCUUCUAACCUUGCUGCCGCCAGCCGACAUAGAACAAAGAGCACACCUCAUGAGUUGCCUUCAUCCGGGAUGAAGAACUCGCAGUCGACCUUCAUGGCUCUAAAAGGUAGCAGCAGCUGCUUGGCGAGUGUCUGCCACCACAAACGCAAACACAAGCACAAGCACAAAUACAAAGAGGACCAGUACUCCAUGUCGCAGAGAGAAGACCUCGGCGGACUCUUCAGUGGAGCCCAGAACCCUGCCUACCUUAGCCUUUUAAACGAGAGGCUCGAGAAAAGUUCUGCGUUGUCCAAACUAAAGGACAAGCAGAGGGACCAGCAAAGCACAGACGUUUCGUCGAAAAGCUCCCGGAACUACUUUGAAGUAGACACGCUCUCGUCACUAACACUGUCUGACUCCCAGCAUUGUAAACGGACCGGAGGGGAAAUAAUGAACAACUUCCUGAAUGUCUGCGGCCGACAGCCGCAUGAGCGCAUGCGAGCUGGUCAGGAUCGGUCGUUGGAUCUGUUCAAGGGGCAGCACAUACACGAGCAAGGUACAAGCAUCCGGAGUCGAAGACGCAGCUUGGAGGAUUAUGGGACUUACAGUGAGAGCAGCAGGAAGCCUUUCUCAAGUGAAAUACAGGAGAGGACCAAGCCAAUGUUCCAGUGCCCAAAUGCAUCCUUACCAGAACCCAGCUCCCUGAAGAUAAGGUACAAGCGCAAGGAAGAGGAGGAGAUACAGCAGGAGGUGCGCAAGGUGUGCUCCUUCUCCAAAAUCCUUACAACCAAGAAGAGCCUGGACCACGUCAACAAGAUCCUCAGAGUGAAGAGACUUCAGAGGCAGGCCAAAACUGGCAACAACGUGGUGAAGAGACGGCGUGGAAGGCCCAGGAAGCAGCCUCUGGACCACGACCAAGGCGUCAUCGGACAGAUGCCCGUGCUGGAGAAAUGCGUCGACCUCCCCGGGAAGAGGAACCCGCAGAACGCCUUGAUGCCCGAACCAUUGGAGUUCUCUAACCACGACUCCAUUAUGGACGCCAUCGAGUCAGUCGUCCAUAGAGCCAGGUCCCAGUCUGUUCCCCAGUCUGCAGAGGGAGGGAAGCAUUGGCCCAAGGCGCAGACAGAGGGCGCUCUGGAGCGUCCGCGGAGAAGCCGGGGAAGCAAGAAAGACGAGAUUUUUUAA
Messenger RNA from Chanos chanos (milkfish), 4446 nucleotides. It is a transcript of the gene setbp1, whose product is annotated as SET binding protein 1. The transcript has 3 exons. The coding region runs from base 76 to 4446 and encodes 1456 amino acids. Gene Ontology annotation, cellular component: nucleoplasm. The record is from RefSeq and is a predicted model, not a curated record. Gene Ontology annotation, molecular function: histone H3K4 methyltransferase activity; DNA binding. Gene Ontology annotation, biological process: regulation of DNA-templated transcription. Lineage: Eukaryota; Metazoa; Chordata; Actinopteri; Gonorynchiformes; Chanidae.